AUGACCAAUAACUUCCUCACGACGAUAAAGAGCCUGAAGCUGAUCGAGGGUUGCAAGGCCGCUCAAUUAUACGCCUUAAGCUCCGUCGGAGCCUCCACGUCCGGCUCGGCGGAUGCCGGCGGGAGCAGCAUCGGCAAGCCCCAUACCCCGCCUCCUCCAAAGACCAUAUCGAUGCGGUCCGGAUCGCUCUACUACCCGCACGCGGCGCCGUCCACGUCGGGGGCCUUCGUGCCAGAGCCGCACCUGCCGUGCGGCCUCCCGGUGGCCGACGCGCUGGAGCCGGCCCUGGACGCGUGCCUGCGACCCGUCGACCACGUCGGUGCGCUCGCCGCGUCGUACCGGAGGGUGUCGGCCGCCACGGCGGGGCCCGACGACGACCUCUGCGACGCGUACCUGGAGCAGCACGCGCUGUUCCAGUCGAUCGGCGACGCGCGGCUGAUCCGGCGGGCGCUGCGGGCUGCGCGCGUCCACGCGGACAACCCACACCGGCGCGCUGUGCUCGCAGCGUGGCUCCGGUACGAGCGCCGCGAGGACGAGCUCGACCCGACGCCGCCUCCGCUCGCGCCCUGCACCGCGACGACACCGCUGCUCGAGUGCCCCCGCGCCGCGGUCUUCGCCAGCGUGUCCCACAGCGUGGACCCACUCUGCCCGUGCCGCCGCCCGCCGCCUCCUCCCAUCACCCCUCCACCGCACCGCCUCAGGCGCAACACGUCGGGCGCCGCCUCCGAGAUGAGCGAGGAGGAGGAGCCGGAGACCAAUGACCUGUGGUUCAUCAUCGGCGAGGAGGAGGUGGCGUGCGAGCGCUCGUGCAUUGCGGCGCUCUCAAAGCCGCUCAACACGCUCCUCUACGGCGGGUUCGCCGAGGCGCACCGCGACCGGAUCGACUUCUCCCGCGACGGCAUCACGCCGCGCGGCAUGCGCGCGGUCUCCGCCUACAGCCGCCACGGCCGCGUGGACGACUUCCCGCCCGACAUCAUCUCCCAGCUCCUCGCAUUCGCCAACAAGUUCUGCUGCGAGGGCCUGAAGGCAGCCUGCGACAACCAGCUCGCAGCCAUGGUGCGGGGCCUCGACAACGCCCGAUCCCUCAUCGACAUCGGCCUCGAGGAGGCCUCCCACCUCCUCGUCGCCUCCUGCCUCCAGGCGUUCCUGCGGGAGCUCCCCAAGUCGCUCACCUACCCGGACAUCGCGCGCCUGCUGUGCAGCCCAGAGGGGCGAGAGCGCCUUGACAUUUCCGGUAACGCGUCCUUCGCGCUCUACUACUUCCUCUCUUACGUCGCCAUGGAGCAGGACAUGAGAUCGAACACCACGGUGAUGCUGUUGGAGAGGCUGAAUGAAUUCGCGGAGCAGCCAUGGCAGAAGCAGCUGGCGCUGCACCAGCUCGGGUGCGUGAUGCUGCAGCGCGGCGAGUUUGAGGAGGCGCAGGAGUGGUUUGAGGCCGCCGUUGCCGAGGGCCAUGUCUACUCGCUGGCUGGAGAGGCACGUGCCAAGUACAAGCGCGGGCACAAGUACGCUGCGUACAAGCUAAUGAAUAGUGUCGUCGGCGACUACGAAGAACCCGCCGGGUGGAUGUACCAAGAGCGCUCCCUGUACUGUGUCGGCAAGGAGAAACUGGCUGAUCUGCAGGCGACGACGGAGCUGGACCCGACGAUGACAUUCCCGUACAAAUAUCGUGCCUGCGCGUUGUUAGAGGAGGACAAUUCUGAGUCCGCGAUCGCAGAGAUCAGCAAGGUCGUCGGUUUCAAGAUGGCGACCGAUUGCCUGGAGCUCCGGGCGUGGUUCUACCUUGCGCUUGAGCAAUGCGAGUUGGCUGUGCAGGAUGUCAGGGCGAUAUUGACGUUGGAUCCAACUUACAUGAUGUUCCAUGGGAGAAUGCACGGGGAACAGCUGAUUGAGCUCCUCCGAGGACAGGUGCGGCAGUGGGAUAUGGCAGAUUGCUGGAUGGAGCUGUACGACCGGUGGUCGGCGGUGGAUGACAUCGGCUCUCUGGCGGUUGUCCAGCAGAUGCUCGCCAGGGAACCCGGAAACAGCAGCUUGCGGUUUCGACAGUCACUUCUCCUGCUAAGGCUAAAUUGUCAGAAAGCUGCCAUGCGUAGUUUGCGAUAUGCUCGGAACAGUUCACUCCAUGAGCAUGAGAGGCUUGUAUAUGAAGGUUGGAUUCUGUAUGACAGUGGACAUCGGGACGAAGCAUUAGCCAAGGCUGAGCAGUCGAUUGGACUUCAAAGAUCAUUCGAAGCCUUCUUCCUCAAGGCGUAUGCUUUAGGAGAUUCUAGCCUUGACACAGAAUCUUCGCUCUCCGUUGUACAGCUUCUGGAACAUGCUAACAGUUGUGCUUCUGACAACCUUCGGAAGGGGCAAGCAUACAACAACAUGGGGAGCAUCUACGUGGACUGUGACAUGCUGGAUGAGGCUGCCGAGUGCUACGGCAUAGCACUGAACAUAAAGCACACACGGGCGCAUCAGGGUCUAGCUCGAGUCCAUUACUUGAAAAAUAGGAAAAAGGUUGCUUAUGAGGAGAUGACAAAGCUCGUGCAGAUAGCUACCAACAGCGCGUCGGCGUAUGAAAAACGGUCAGAAUAUGGCGAGCGCGACGCUGCGAGGAGCGACCUGAACACAGCGACGCUUCUUGAUCCUACAAGGACUUAUCCUUACAGAUACAGAGCAGCUGUUUUGAUGGACGAGGGCAAGGAAGAGGAGGCGAUCGCGGAGCUGUCAGGAGCCGUAGCUUUCAAGCCGGACCUCCAGCUGCUCCACCUCCGCGCGGCCUUCUUCGACUCCAUGGGCGACAGCGAGAGCGCCCUGCGGGACUGCGAGGCCGCGCUGUGCCUGGACCCAACCCACGGCGACACCCUGGAGCUGUACAGCAAAGCCUCCACCAAGGCCGACGAACCCCAGAGCUAG
This is a messenger RNA of Miscanthus lutarioriparius, 2898 nucleotides long. Lineage: Eukaryota; Viridiplantae; Streptophyta; Magnoliopsida; Poales; Poaceae. The record is from the annotation of a GenBank genome assembly.